AUGUCGCAGUUUACACAACAGUCACGAACAAUGUCACCAUGUCAAACAACAUCUUUAAUUGCCCAACCUUCAUCUUCAUCAACUUCUCCUUCUUCUUCUUCCUCUUCUUCUUCUUCUUCAUCCUUAUCGUCAUCACCAUAUCCUCUUGCGUUAUGUUCACAACCAUCAUGCACUUCACCAUAUUCUUCACCUUUACCAAUAUCAUUAUCACCACCACUAUCAACGUUUCCUUGCGUACUUUGUGAAUUAAGCAAAGAUGAAAAUGCAUUUAUACCAGCUGAUUGUAUUUCGUACAAUUAUGAAACACUUCAAGAACUUCGCGAACAUUUAGUUAAUUGUCACGCUAAAUUUGUUUCACGAGCUUUAUUAUCGCCCGAUCUAUGUGAUCAAACGUAUUAUUGGCUUUUAAGUAAUGUUGAAUAUACUAGUUAUGGCGUUAAAAUGGAAUAUCCAUCUUAUGAAAAUAUUGGCCGAAUUUUAAAUGAAGUAUAUUCGAGCGUUAUGGAAGGAGAUCUGUCGUUUUUCUCAUCAUUUGGCGCAUUUCCUUCAUCAGAAACCGAUGUCCAUGAAAACUCGAACUCGAAAAUUUCAUCGAAAAAGCGUAAAAGGAAGCCAUUACGUAUCGGUGACUUCGCGAAUCAUCUCCAAUCUAUUGAAACUCAAAACGAUACAAUUCCGAAUGGUGUUUGUAAUUCCGAAUCAAAUGACGAUUCGAUUGAUAUACCAGUUUUUACGAAUGCUUCAAAAGCUGUAAGAAAAUCAAAAUGUCAGAUUUGUCAAGUGGACAUAUGCACGACUGCUCGUCAACGCCACGUCUACCAAGUUCAUCUUCGGGUUGCCGAUCUAUUUCAGUGUAGUGCUUGUAGCUAUACGAAUAAUAAUUCGGUAUGGGAGAUGCGUAAACAUUGCGUUGCCGUUCAUCAUGGUCAGGCUAAGUCGAUUUCGAAUGAAGAGCAUCACAUAGAAAAGAUUCAAAAUAAUAACUUCUUUCAUUUAAUUAAUAAACAUCGAUUAUCCGGCUUUCAGGCUUUAAAUCUAAAAUGUUUUCCCGACUGGAAAUUAAAAAAGACAGCAAAUUGGUGGCGCUACAAUGGUGAAGCACUUUUAAGAAAUCAAAAGAAUUCGAAUUCGAAUGGUGAUAUGUUAAGUCUUUUGGAUGAUAAUGGAGAAAAUGAUGAUGAUCAAAGCGUGUGCAGUAACGAAGAUAUUGUUCGAAGUCCACCGGAAGGAGUGAUCGUUGAUGAUCGAACGGAGGAAUCACGAUAUCCGGGUCGACAUAUAGCGCAAAAGCACUUAAAAAAACCACUCUACGAAUGCCCAGUAUGCGAAGGUUUCGGAAGUUAUGAGAGUUGCACCGUAGUCAAACAUAUUAGUAAAGUUCAUCCUCUCGAUACCGCAAUUCCGCCUAUUUCGAAUUUGGAACGAUUUGCCGAUGAAAUACGAGACUUACAAGCUUUGUGCUUUCCAAAUAGACCUAUGAAACUCGUACGACCACACAUUGGUGGUCGACCUCGAGAGCGUCAUAAAUGUCAACUUUGCAAACUUAAGGUGGCUCAGUCCGAUCGUCAAAGGCAUGUAUAUCACAGGCAUUUGAAAAAAGAACGCAUAUUUGAAUGUCCCAUGUGCAGUUUUUCAUCAAAUUAUGAUGUGCAUCGAGUAAAAUGGCAUAUAAAAUGGAAUCAUCGUGAAAAUGCUAAUGAUGAACCGAUUUCUCAUGAAAAUGAACACAGGUUAGAAAUCGAUCGUUUAAAUGAACAGUGUUUUCCUGGCUGGCAGCAUCGUCGACGACCAUUUUGGUGGCUAGAAAUUGAUGAGGCCGAUAAAAAAAUAGAAGAGCUGUGUAAGAAAGAAUUUAAGCCAUCAUCGAAUUUUCUUCGUCAUGUCGCAAAAGAUCAUCUAAACAUUCCACUUUAUCAAUGUCCAAUAUGUGAAGGUCAUGGCGGUCAGGAUGCAUAUGAGGUACGCUCACAUAUGCUCAAGGUUCAUGGCGGAAUCACUGUAGAGCCAGUUUCUAAUUUGGAGCAGAAUGCUGCCGAAAUUCAAACCGUUUAUCAACAGUGUUUUCCUGGUCGUCGACUCAAGAAUUUAUCAUCGGAGAAGAAAAUAUCGCAAGAAGUAAAGUUAUCAGAGGAAACAAAAGUUCAAUGUCGUGAAUGCUCUCAAGAAAUGAAGACUGAAGAUAGACAAAUCCAUGUCUAUCGUCACCAUUUGAAGCAAUCUCGACUCUAUGAAUGUCCUUUAUGCGAUUUUUCACAUCAUGCAUGUUCAUCGGAUGUAAAAGCACAUAUUAAAUAUGCCCAUAGAGAAAACUCAGAUGUCACACCGAAAUCCAACCUGUUGAAAUAUUGCAAGGAAAUUUCUGAAUGGAAUUUGCGUUGCUUUCCAGGCUGGAUAAAUCGCCGCCUACCAACUGCUGUUUUAGAAGACUUCAAUAGAUGUCGUAUUUGCGAUGUGGAAGUUCGUCAAACUUCAAGACAUAUCGCUGAAAUUCACCUAAAAAUGUCUUUACAUGAAUGUCCUUUAUGUAAUUAUGGCGGAGCAGAGAGUCGCCUCGUUCGAAGGCAUAUGAAAAACAAUCAUAAAAAAAAGGAAAUUAAAGGUCUCGAACCAAUUGCGAACGUUGUUGUACAUCGUGCAGCUUUCUCAGAAAUGCAUGAUAAAUGCUUUCCUGGCCGACCGAAACGCCUUUCAAAUAUAACAAUUUCUGAUGAAGGGAGACGUGCGAAAUGUCGUCAAUGCGGUGCCACUAUAAGUCGUAAGCGUCGUCUAGUUCAUCUUCUGGAACGACAUUUAAAGCAACCUAUUUAUAGGUGCUCAUUGUGUGAUUUUAAUUCAACACACGAUGAAGGAGUGGUACUAAUUCAUAUUAAAACAGUUCACGAUAAUUGUGCUGAAGUAAUUAAUGAUCUUCAGAACUAUAAAUCACAAGUUGAACCAAUGUCCACCAGUUGUUUUCUCGAUUGGCAUUUGCGUAUUUCUUUCUUUAAUUAUAAAUUAUAG
Messenger RNA from Dracunculus medinensis (Guinea worm), 3000 nucleotides. NCBI's taxonomy places the organism in Eukaryota, Metazoa, Nematoda, Chromadorea, Rhabditida, Dracunculidae. The record is from the annotation of a GenBank genome assembly.